Messenger RNA from Erinaceus europaeus (western European hedgehog), 999 nucleotides. RefSeq names its product forkhead box B1 (gene FOXB1). The record is from RefSeq and is a predicted model, not a curated record. Gene Ontology annotation, biological process: cell differentiation; anatomical structure morphogenesis; regulation of transcription by RNA polymerase II. The transcript has a single exon. Gene Ontology annotation, molecular function: DNA-binding transcription factor activity, RNA polymerase II-specific; RNA polymerase II cis-regulatory region sequence-specific DNA binding. The coding region runs from base 5 to 994 and encodes 329 amino acids. NCBI's taxonomy places the organism in Eukaryota, Metazoa, Chordata, Mammalia, Eulipotyphla, Erinaceidae.
GAAGAUGCCUCGGCCCGGCCGCAACACGUACAGCGACCAGAAGCCGCCCUACUCCUACAUUUCGCUGACCGCCAUGGCCAUCCAGAGUGCGCCCGAGAAGAUGCUGCCGCUCAGCGACAUCUAUAAGUUCAUCAUGGAGCGCUUCCCCUACUACCGGGAGAACACGCAGCGCUGGCAGAACAGCCUCCGCCACAACCUGUCCUUCAACGACUGCUUCAUCAAGAUCCCGCGCCGACCCGACCAGCCCGGCAAGGGCAGCUUCUGGGCGCUGCACCCCAGCUGCGGGGACAUGUUUGAGAACGGCAGCUUCCUGCGGCGUCGCAAGCGCUUCAAGGUGCUCAAGUCCGACCCGCUGGCGCCCAGCAAGCCGGCCGACGCGGCGCAGUACCUGCAGCACCAGGCCAAGCUGCGGCUCAGCGCCCUGGCCGCCUCCGGGGCCGCAGCGCACCUGCCGCAGGUGCCCGCCGCCGCCGCCGCCUACAACCUGGGCGGCGUGGCCCAGCCCUCCGGCUUCAAGCACCCCUUCGCCAUCGAGAACAUCAUCGCCCGCGAGUACAAGAUGCCCGGCGGGCUGGCCUUCUCCGCCAUGCAGCCCGUGCCCGCCGCCUACCCGCUGCCCAACCAGUUGAGUACCAUGGGCAGCUCGCUGGGCGCCGGCUGGUCGCACGUCUACGGCUCGGCGGGCAUGAUCGAGUCGGCCACGCCCAUCCCCAUGGCCGGCGGCGACUACAGCGCCUACGGGGUGCCGCUCAAGCCCCUGUGCCACGCCGCCGGCCAGACGCUGCCCGCCAUCCCCGUGCCCAUCAAGCCCACGCCGGCCGCCGUGCCCGCGCUGCCCGCGCUGCCCGCGCCGCUGCCCGCCCUGCUCUCGAACUCGCCGCCCUCGCUCAGCCCCACGUCUUCGCAGACGGCCACCAGCCAAAGCAGCCCCGCCACCCCCAGCGAGACGCUCACCAGCCCGGCCUCCGCCCUGCACUCGGUGGCUGUGCACUGACCCUC